Messenger RNA from Thrips palmi, 2813 nucleotides. RefSeq names its product glucose dehydrogenase [FAD, quinone]. The record is from RefSeq and is a predicted model, not a curated record. The transcript is spliced from 7 exons. Gene Ontology annotation, molecular function: oxidoreductase activity, acting on CH-OH group of donors; flavin adenine dinucleotide binding. The coding region runs from base 273 to 2171 and encodes 632 amino acids. NCBI's taxonomy places the organism in Eukaryota, Metazoa, Arthropoda, Insecta, Thysanoptera, Thripidae.
GCCGGCGCACGCCCGUGCCAGCGCCGCCCCGCGCACCACCCCGUCGCGAGUGCAUUCAGUGUGUUUCUGUGUCUGUGUGUGUGCGCGCGAUACCUAGUGCAGUGUGCAAGUGUGUGUGUGAAAGUGACGUGAUGCCGCACCGGAUCGUUACAGGGAUUACCGACGACUUGUCGCGGCUCUAGGAUGCCCCAGAGGAUGUCCGGGAGGCUAAAACAGCGGCACUUGUCACCGGGAGACCAUAGGUAGUACUCGGCGAAACUGGGGGCCCCACCAUGGCCCCCGCACUGCCCGCCCUGCCCCUCCUGGGGAGCGGGGGGGCCUCCAUGGCGCUGGGGCUGGUCCCGCUGGUCGCCAUAGGGAUGAUCUUCAUGAGGUACACCGCCAUCGACCCGGAGUCCAGGCCCAUCGACGUGCGCGAGGUGCUGCCGGUGUACGACUUCGUCAUCGUGGGCGGCGGCUCGGCGGGGGCGGUGCUGGCCAACCGCCUGUCCGAGGUCACCGACUGGACCGUGCUGCUGCUGGAGGCCGGCGGCGAUGAGACCGAGAUCUCCGACGUGCCCUCCCUCGCCGGCUACCUGCAGCUCUCGGACAUGGACUGGCAGUACAAGACGUCGCCGCCAGGCGGCGACGCGGCCUACUGCCUGGCCAUGAACGGCGACCGCUGCAACUGGCCGCGCGGCAAGGUGCUCGGCGGCUCCUCCGUGCUCAACGCCAUGAUCUACGUGCGCGGCAACCGCUACGACUACGACAACUGGGAGCAGCUGGGCAACCCGGGCUGGGGCUACGACAGCGUGCUGCCGUACUUCAAGAAGAGCGAGGACAACCGCAACCCCUACCUGGCGCGCACGCCGUACCACGGCACCGGCGGCUACCUCACGGUGCAGGAGGCGCCCUGGCGGACGCCGCUGUCCCUCGCCUUCGUGCAGGCCGGCGUCGAGCUCGGGUACCCGAACCGGGACAUCAACGGCGCCAAGCAGGCCGGCUUCAUGCUGUCGCAGCUCACCAUCCGGCGCGGGUCGCGCUGCUCCACUGCCAAGGCGUUCCUGCGGCCCGUCCGCCUGCGCAACAACCUCCACGUGGCGCUCAAGGCGCAGGCCCUCAAGGUGCUCAUCGACCCGGGGCAGACUUCCAGCGACAAGACGGGCAGCGGCGCCAUCCCGUUCGCGUACGGCGUGCAGUUCAUGCGCGGCAGUCGCAAGCAGGUCGUCCGCGUGCGCAGAGAGGUGAUCCUGUCGUCGGGCGCCAUCGGCUCUCCGCAGCUGCUCAUGGUGUCGGGCGUGGGCCCGCGCGCGCACCUGCAGGAGCUGGGCAUCCCCGUGGUGGCCGACCUCAAGGUGGGCCACAACCUGCAGGACCACGUCGGGCUGGGCGGGCUCACGUACCUGGUGGACGAGCCCGUCACCUUCAAGAAGUCGCGCUUCCAGACCGUGGCCGUGGGCCUGGAGUACAUCUUCAACGAGCGAGGGCCGCUCACGACCGGCGGCGUCGAGGGCCUCGCCUUCGUCAACUCUAAGUACGCCAACAAGUCCAUCGACUUCCCGGACAUCCAGUUCCACUUCGCGCCCAGCUCCGUCAACUCGGACGGCGGCGAGCAGAUCCGGAAGAUCCUGGGGCUGCGCGACCGCGUGUACAACACCAUGUACAAGCCGCUGGUCAACGCGGAGACGUGGACCAUCCUGCCGCUGCUGCUGCGACCCAAGAGUUCGGGCUGGGUGCGACUCAAGAGCCGCAACCCGCUGCACUACCCGCUCAUCGAGCCCAACUACUUCGCGCACCGCGAGGACAUCGACGUGCUCAUCGAGGGCAUCCGCAUCGCCAACGCCGUGUCCAACACCACGGCCUUCCAGCGCUUCGCGUCGCGGCCGCUCACCACGCCCAUGCCGGGCUGCCGCCACCACCCCUUCGACUCGGACGCCUACUGGGAGUGCGCCAUCCGCCACUUCACCUUCACCAUCUACCACCCCACCGGCACCUGCAAGAUGGGGCCCAUCACGGACCCGGACGCCGUCGUGGACCCCCGCCUGCGCGUCUACGGCGUGCAGCGGCUGCGCGUCGUCGACGCCUCCAUCAUGCCGCAGAUCGUGUCGGGCAACCCCAACGCCCCCGUCAUCAUGAUCGGCGAGAAGGCGGCCGACAUGAUCAAGGAGGACUGGGGCGUCAAGACCACGUAGACGGGGCCAAACUGGGACCGGGCGUCCCUUUUACCGGAGGACAUCAUUUUCGGACUCAAAAAAAAUCGGGUCUCCUUUUAAUUAUUUAGAAAACAAAAAUCUUCAAAGGACCGCAUGUUGAAGCAUGAGCCCCAGCCAUGGUCAGAAUGGGGGAACUAGUUGAGCCCGUUCGAUGCUAGUCACGGGCAGAGGGGGCAGCCUUGCCCCUGUGAUGUUAACUGCCUUUUAGGAAAUAUUUUUGCAAACUGCGACCGCCAAAUUUUUUAUGGCGGUGAAAUGAAUCGUACUCUCUCUAACUCAUGUGCCAAGCAGGCGCGGUUCGCGGGACGUAGCCAUACAAGUCCGAUACUGAACCCAAGCAGACUGAAAUGGGUUGCCGGGAGGGUGAUGUUGUUACCUUUGUUGUUGUUGUUAUUGUUGUUAUUCUGCCGGUUUAUUUAUUGUACACCCUCUAACAAACAGGAAGAAUCCAGGUCCGGGCCCAUUCUCGAUUCGUAGAGGGUGUGCUGUACAUAUUCGCGAUAGUAAUUACGUGACCUAGUUACAUUAAGUCUGCCAAGUGUAAUUUAUUUUUUUACGUAGUGUUGUGUACAUUGUAAACUGAGUUUUGUAAAUAGAAAUAAAUUUGUGAAUUACCAGAGU